GUGGGUUAAUACACUUCAGUUUCGCCUGGUAAUCCUAUCAAGCCUGGAAGGCCGGACUGCAUUAGGAGUAAACUGUUCAUCUACUUUCCGUGCAUUUUUUAUUUUGAAAUUUGUACGCUGUCACUGACUAUAUCAAUUACCUGUUUUUGGCUCCUCCUCCUUCAUACAGUCUGCAGGGUAGUAUGCUGACGCAGUUGCGAAGCGGUAGUAGAAUACAAAACGCUGUUAUCUAGCAAGGGUGGGAUAGAAAUAGAAGCAGGCGUAGUUUAGAGUUAUCAAGUUAAGCCAGUUCUAAACUUUUUGGAAACUUGAGCUUGUUAAAUCCAGAAGACUAAGCUUAGAAAAGGGUUAGCAAUGGCUAAGAGGACUGCUGAUAAGGAGCUGACUGACAGAAACUGGGAUCAGAGUGAUGAUAAAGAGGAGGCGGGAACAUUUUCUGUGGCAACUGAAGAGGUGUUGAAGAACCGACCAAUUAAAAAAGCAAAACGGAGGACAGCUGGAUCAGAGGCUGAUGGCAGUGGGGCAUUUAAGGGAUUUAAAGGUUUGAACUUUAUAACUGGAGGCACUGGUUUCACUGGAUUUAGCAACAAUGGAACCAUUAAACCUUUACAAGGAAUAACAAAUGGAAACAGCACUCUGGGAAGCAAUUUGUCUCACCCUGGUUUCAAAGGUACUUCUGAGGCGAUGGCUGCCGAUGGCUUAGUCUCUUCCAACGGACCUACAGUUGCUUCUUCAUUGUUUCAGAAGACCAAUGCAAGCACUGAAGCUGGUAGUCAGAGCUCCUCUAAUUUAGCAUUCCCUUCUGGUCAAAGUAAACCACGUGGCUCUUCCAGCUUCAACAAACUGCUAACCGCUUUGAAUUAUGCUCUCCGGGAUUGGAUUACACAACAUGUGAACAAAAAUCCUUUGUGUGAUUUAACCCCUGUAUUUAAGGACUAUGAAAAGCAUCUGGCUACCAUUGAGCAGCAGUGUUGUGGUAAUACAGACAGUGAUUCACAUGAGACAAAGGAAGAGAACUCUGACACUGCAUCCGUUCUUUCACAUGGUGCUUCUGAGCUGCACAAAGAAACAGGAAUAUCAAAUAAAGCCAAAGAAGGUUCAUCAGAACUGAAGACCAGUGCAACGUCAGGGUGCAGUGUUACCUUUAACUUUGGGAAGAAAGUAGACAAUUCUGUCUUGGGGUCUGUUAAUUCUGGCUUGAACUUUGGUUUUCCAUUUGGGAGCAUGGGCACUGGAAUUUUAUCUGGCAAAGAUCUGAAACUGCGGGAGUCUUCUCCCCCCUUUACUCCACUGUCAUCAAAACCGGAAGGUGGAAGCAGUGAUAAAAAAGAUGGGGAAGACAGUGAAGAGGAAAAUGAAGAACCUCCCAAAGCUGCUGUUAAUGAAGUCAGGGAAGAUGAUGCUUUCUAUUCCAAAAAGUGUAAACUUUUCUACAAAAAAGAUGAUGCAUUUAAAGAGAAAGGAGUAGGUACAUUGCAUUUGAAGCCUGUGGGAGAUGAGAAGACCCAGUUGCUUAUUCGAGCAGACACCACAUUAGGGAAUAUACUGCUAAAUAUUUUGAUUCAGCCCCAUAUUCCAUGUACAAGAACAGCGAACAAUUUGAUAAUUGUCUGCGUUCCAAAUCCACCAAUUGAUGAGAAGAAUCCUACUACAGCAUAUACCAUGUUAAUAAGAGUGAAAACGGCAGAGGAUGCAGAAGAGCUGCACAAACUUUUAAUGGAGAAAAGGGAAGCAUAGUUAUAAAUCAGUGUCCAAGUUGUUUCAUGCAACAACAUGCUGCUCUAGUCUUUCAUUCAGAACAUUUAGUUAUUUUUUUAACAAGCGAAGUGAAACAGGUGAUUGUUUAAUUUGUGAUGCCUUUGUCUUUAAAAAAUGUUUGUAGAACUCUUCCUAACCUUCCUAAUAUUACUUGGCAUCAUAGUCUUUGAAUAAUGUUUGCUACCACUAACUGAAGUAAACAAAGUUCUGUUGAAUUGA
Molecule: messenger RNA, 1977 nt
Organism: Protopterus annectens (West African lungfish)
Lineage: Eukaryota; Metazoa; Chordata; Ceratodontiformes; Protopteridae
Gene: NUP50
Product: nucleoporin 50
Exons: 8
Coding region: 355-1737 (460 amino acids)
Biological process (GO): protein import into nucleus
Cellular component (GO): nuclear pore
Source: RefSeq, a predicted model, not a curated record